CUUCCUUCCUGUCACCAGGUUCGUUAACGUCUGAUGAAGUUAAAUUUGUGUUCUGCUAUGUGUAAUGUUCACGUAAUCACGUCUUCGAAAUAACCAGAAUCUAUAAUGAAGUAGAACGGCAUAUUUAAUCAGAGGAAUUUGGGGAAAUAGUUCAACAAGGACAAAUCAUUAAACGAAAGUGAGCGAGACUGGAUGUGACGUCAACAGCAACACCUAAGAUGGGCGCAGAGAAUAUACGCGGAAAGUAAAUUUAGGAGAGUAAACUUUUUUAUUUAAGCUUAUUUCAGAAGUGAUAUUAAAAUAGGGGGUAUAGAGUUGUCUUAUCGUUACUAUUAUAUUUCCUCCACCGCUUCUUUCCAAGAAUUGUUGCAGGCUCUCCGCAUGUCGUGAGGUGACAGAUGACGAGCGGAGAAGGGCGUUGUUGUGCGCGCGCUGCGUUACAAGCUACUCGCCGAACAAGACGGGCGGGCACCUCUUGCGAAAUAACCGAUACCUCGUGCCUUUGCUGCGCAGCCAAGAGCCGCUUGUGUGUUUAGGCAGGAGCGAACAUUCCGUGUAAAGUGCUGCUGCUGCUGCGUUUCGAACAUUGAGAGCCGCUGUCCAGCGCAGCUCUGCAGCCAUGGCGCCCCCCUUCCACAGCGUACUGUAGCGACGAAAAUCUCAGUGUCCGACCAAUAUGACCACAUUGUCAGCCACCUCCCAGUAUCCAGGAGCCAAUUCAGCAUGCAGAUUACUGCCAGGAGAUGGGACACAGCAGGUUCAGCCGAAGGCACCUCUGCUUCAGCUUUUGCGUGUGGCUGGGGCCCAGGAGGAAACCUUCACACUGAAGGAGGUGAUGCACUACUUGGGCCAGUACAUCAUGGGGAAACAGUUAUACGACAAGCAACGGCAGCACAUUGUGCACUGCCAGGAUGACCCCCUUGGAGAGCUACUGGAGGUAGAGAGCUUCUCUGUCAAAAACCCCAGUCCAGUUUAUGAAAUGCUGAAAAAAAAUCUCAUCAUCCUGAAUAGUACAGACGCUGCAAAGACUCUUUCUGUCGGCAAGGAUUGUAAUGAGCCUGCGAGUGAAGAUCCUGGUCAGGCCUCCAGUGGCCCAUCCAAGCCGUAUCAGUCUCCAACCACUGCUGGGGCAAGCACUUCUGCUACGUCGGCUACCUCACAACGUCGGCAGAGGGAGCCAGAUGGAGAAUCACUUGAUGGAGUUCCUAGGUCUGCAUGCAAGCGGCCUAAGCUGGAUGUUAAUUUGGAGGAGUGGGAUCUGUCUGGGUUGCCCUGGUGGUUUCUGGGUAAUCUUCGCAGCAACUAUGGGCGAAAGAGUAAUGGCUCUACAGACAUCCACACCAAUCAAGACGAGGACACUGCCAUUGUGUCGGACACAACCGAUGACCUCUGGUUCCUGAAUGAAGCAGAGAGUGAGCAAGUGAGCGUGGAGAUGAAGGAGGCAGCACUGGAGCAAGGCAGUGAUUGGGAGCUGCAGGAGGAGGAGGAGGGAGUCAAGGCUGAAAGGGAGGAUAAGGAGAUGCUUGAGGAGCUGGAUGAGGAUUCACAGUGCUUGAGCGAUGACACAGAUACUGAGAUCUCCAUUCAGGAUGCAUGGCAGUGCACCGAGUGCCGCAAAUACAACUCUCCGCUGCAGCGCUACUGUGUCCGCUGCUGGGCACUGCGUCGGGACUGGUACAAGGACUGCCCCCGUCCUGCCCAUUCUGUCUCCCUCCUUGACCUUCCUAGCACCAUAAAGGGUCCAGGAAAAAAUGAGUGUGGUGAUGGUGUAGAUGUGCCUGACUGCCAGCGCACUGUCUCUGACCCUGUGGUACUCCCUUCCCAUAACUCCUUUGACCGUCGGCUCCCCUUGGGCAAAGGAAAGGCCCGCUUGGUGCCCUCAAGCAGUUUGCAACGAGGAGGCUCGGAGGGUCCCGAGAGUUCCGAGGGAGACAGCCAGGACACGUUAGACAUGGAAACGGAUGAGCGGCCAGAGGCACUGCUGGAGCCUUGCAGGCUGUGCCGUGUCCGGCCGCGGAAUGGCAACAUUAUCCAUGGGCGGACUGCACAUCUACUUACCUGCUUCUCAUGUGCUCGCAAGCUGCAUAAAUUCCAAGCCCCCUGCCCUGGUUGUGGCCAGAUCAUCCAGAAGGUCAUUAAGACCUUCAUUGCAUAGCAGUGAUUUCACUGAGUGCCAGACAUGCCUUUAUCCAUGUUAAUUUUGUAGAAAAGCUGCCAGAGGGUACACGGUGAUCUGUGUUGCACUUGAAUGCAAUCACAGCCCUUGUUCAUAUGUCAUCCCUGACAUAGAAGAAAACAUAAUUUAAAAGAUCAGAGCUAUUUAUUUAUUUAUUUAUUCAUUCUUUUUUUCCUCUUUUGGACAACAUCUUCAUGUCUUUGCAGCUUUUCUUGUCUGUGUGUAUAGUACUAAAUGAAUGUAACACUGGAAAUGCAUUCAACAACAUGAUUUAUUUUGAUCCUUUUCUCUCAACCAUACAUUGGCUAAAAACAGGGUGUCUGAGAACUUGUAUUUACAUGCAUGAACAAGUAGCUGUGCCAUAAAUUAAUCUGUUUUGCCUUCUUAGUCUAUCCCCAUGCAUAAUAACAAUUUGUAACAUUUAGCAUUUUAAGUUUGUUUCCAGUUCCCAAACUCAUUGACUUAACAUUUUUCAGUCAUUGGUGAUUUAGUUUAAAUUUAAUUUCUUAUGUAAUAGACUGCAGAUUUAACGAUUUUUCUGUUUGUCGCAACCUUUUCUGUGUUAUCAUUCCUGCUGUGUUGGCAGUCUGAAGAAGUUUUGUCAUAUUUUGGGAUUUUUUUUGGGUCCUUAAUUUCAGUGUUAGUGUGGAAAUUGGUGAAAGAGUUAUGUUGGACCAAAGCAGUCUUAUUAAAGGUUCCUUACAAAUAUUCGGAACUGUACAGAGGCAGGAAGAUGGACUUUGCUUUGUGCUCUCCGGAAUUAAAAAUUCUUCUGAAAAGGCAGCUGCAGAGAAUUUAGAUUUCUUUUUCUGUGUUGUCUCAUUUACCUGUGCCCACAAAAUCAUUGUUAAUGAAUGGGGAGUGUCUGGAGUUUUAAAGUUUGGUCCAGUGUUGACCUACAGCAGGUGUUUUUCAAGAAAGCAGCAGUCAGCCAGGUGCCAGUAAAGAGAAAGGUUCAUUUGCAAUAGCCUAUGAUGAAAUUGUCUGCUUUGCUGAUGUGCUCUUUGGCUUUUUGGAAACCCUUCAUUGGAAGUAACUGUCUUUGCAGGAAGCAGCAGAUUGUGGAGCUGCAGCACUGAUACCAUUAAGUCAUUUAAACAGCCCUAGCCUCCUCACUUGCCACUUAAGGCAGAGUCCUGGCUUAUUGCGUCCUUUGGUGCACACCCAGAAGACGGUAAAGUUUUGUAAGUGGCACUGUGAACUGGCUGUGAGCGCAACCAGUGUGGCAAUGUGCUCACCGUACUCCUUACACAGCAGUAUAGUCCCGCCUGACCUCAUAGCCGGACCUCUAUCUUUUUACGUAGAUUGACUUUGUUUCAACAGUUUCUAGUUUUAAUAUACUGCCAAAUUUGUGUUAUUUGUAAAAUCAUAAAUCUGUGGCUUGCGCUGUUUUGUCCUUUUUUCUGCUAGCAGCACUUACAGCUUGCAUAUUGCAGUAGGAGUUUAAAACACAAGAUAAACACAGUCUCUCUCCACAUGACUAAGUAUUUCUUGUUUUAAUGUAAAACGUUGCAGUUCCAUCUGCUCAUUGGAUCAAGUGGUGGUCAGUUUACAUACUCCUGUAAUGCUUUUCUGUUUGUAAGCAAGGCACGUACAGACUAAAGCCACUUCAUGCAUAUGCUUUUGAAAGCCUUGAUUUUGAUUGUUGUGACUGCAGUAAUUCAUGAAUAACAAUGAAAACAAUGUCCUCACAUUUGUUUUCCAUCAAAAAUAAUGCACUAUCUUGUCCCCUAGGUGGCAUUAUGGUUGCUGACAUUCUUGUUUGUUUGAAAUGGAAUUUUGGAUAUUCUGAUUUGAGGUGCUGUUUGAUUAUAUUUAAAGCAAAAGUAACACAUUGAGCUAAUGUGGAAAUGGGUGCGUUGGGAAAGUGUUGUGAGACCAAUAUGAUUUGCAUUUGUCAGGAUAACUGUCAGCUUUUAACCUCCUGGCUGCUGCAGCAUAAUGGUAAGCUUUUCCAUUCCAUUGUUUUCUUUAAUGUGACACAUUUUCUGUCACUUGGUGUAAGACAAACGAGAAGAAAGGUGGAUGUGAUAUGCUCAACACUGCCAUUUUUUUUUUUUUUUUUUUUUUUUUUUUUUAAAUUGGCUUCUUUCAGUGUGUAUCUUGAAGUGUGCUUUUGUUAAAGUAGGUGCUAUAUGAAAUAUUACAAUAAAGU
Scleropages formosus (Asian bonytongue) is the source of this 4331-nucleotide messenger RNA. It is a transcript of the gene mdm4, whose product is annotated as MDM4 regulator of p53. Gene Ontology annotation, biological process: negative regulation of apoptotic process; protein ubiquitination; cell cycle. Bases 677 to 2155 code for a protein of 492 amino acids. Gene Ontology annotation, molecular function: ubiquitin protein ligase activity; p53 binding. NCBI's taxonomy places the organism in Eukaryota, Metazoa, Chordata, Actinopteri, Osteoglossiformes, Osteoglossidae. The transcript has 11 exons. The record is from RefSeq and is a predicted model, not a curated record. Gene Ontology annotation, cellular component: nucleus.